GCGGCGGCCUCGGCGCUCUCGCGAGAGGACCCGCCAGGCCGGGAAACAUGGCGCCUCCCAGCCCGCGAGAGCCCGCGGCCCCGGCGGACACGAGCGCGGCGCAGCCCGACGGGGAGAUGGUGCUGCCGGGCUUCCCGGACGCGGACAGCUUCGUGAAGUUUGCCCUUGGGUCGGUGGUGGCAGUGACCAAGGCAUCCGGGGGCCUACCACAGUUUGGUGACGAGUAUGAUUUCUACCGAAGUUUUCCCGGCUUCCAGGCAUUUUGCGAAACACAGGGAGACAGGUUGCUUCACUGCAUGAGUAGGGUAAUGCAGUACCACGGGUGUCGAAGCAACAUUAAGGACCGAAGUAAAGUGACAGAGUUGGAGGAUAAGUUUGAUUUACUAGUUGAUACCAAUGAUGUCAUUCUGGAAAGAGUGGGUAUUUUACUGGAUGAGGCAUCAGGUGUGAAUAAGAAUCAACAGCCUGUCCUCCCGGCAGGACUGCAGGUUCCCAAAACAAUAGUGUCCAGCUGGAACCGUAAGGCAGGAGAAUAUAGCAAAAAAACAAAAUCUGAAACUUUUCGGUUGCUUCAUGCAAAAAACAUCGUCCGGCCUCAGCUUAAAUUCCGAGAAAAGAUCGACAACUCCAACACUCCGUUUCUUCCCAAGAUCUUCAUCAAGCCCAAUGCUCAGAAACCCCUCCCUCAGGCACUCUCGAAAGAAAGGAGAGAGCGCCCGCAGGAUCGUCCGGAGGACCUGGAUGUCCCCCCUGCCCUGGCUGAUUUCAUCCAUCAACAGAGAACCCAGCAGGUGGAGCAGGACAUGUUUGCACAUCCUUACCAGUAUGAACUAGAUCACUUCACUCCUCCAGAGUCAGUCCUUCAAAAGCCACAACCCCAGUUAUACAGGCCUGUGGGAGAGACGCCCUGCCAUUUUGUGUCCUCCCUGGACGAACUGGUGGAGCUUAAUGAAAAGCUCUUGACUUGUCAAGAGUUCGCGGUAGACUUAGAGCACCACUCAUACAGGAGCUUCCUGGGGCUGACCUGCCUGAUGCAAAUCUCCACCCGAACAGAAGAUUUCAUUGUCGACACCCUGGAGCUUCGAAGCGACAUGUACAUCCUCAACGAGAGCCUCACAGACCCCACCAUCGUUAAGGUCUUCCAUGGUGCCGAUUCAGACAUAGAAUGGCUACAGAAAGACUUCGGAUUGUACGUAGUGAACAUGUUUGAUACCCAUCAGGCAGCGCGCCUGCUUAACCUGGGCCGGCACUCCCUGGACCAUCUGCUCAAACUCUACUGCAGUGUGGAAUCGAACAAGCAGUAUCAGCUGGCCGACUGGAGAAUACGACCUCUGCCUGAGGAAAUGCUCAACUACGCCCGAGAUGACACCCAUUACCUGCUUUACAUUUAUGAUAAAAUGAGGCUGGAGCUGUGGGAGCGAGGCAACGAGCAGCCUGUCCAGCUGCAGGUGGUGUGGCAACGCAGCAGGGACAUCUGCCUCAAGAAAUUCGUCAAACCUCUCUUCACGGAUGAGUCCUACCUUGAACUGUACAGGAAGCAGAAAAAGCAUCUCAACACCCAGCAGUUGACGGCCUUUCAGCUGCUGUUUGCCUGGAGGGAUAAAACAGCUCGUAGGGAAGAUGAAAGUUACGGAUACGUACUGCCAAACCACAUGAUGCUAAAGAUAGCUGAAGAACUGCCCAAGGAACCUCAGGGUAUCAUAGCUUGCUGUAACCCUGUUCCACCUCUUGUGCGGCAGCAGAUCAAUGAGAUGCAUCUUUUAAUCCAGCAGGCUCGAGAGAUGCCCCUGCUCAAGUCCGAAGUCGCAAGUGGCGUGAAGAAGAGCGGCCCACUGCCCGGUCCCGAGAGAUUGGAGAAUGUUCUCUUUGGACCCCACGACUGCUCCCACGCCUCUUCGGACGGCUACCCUAUGAUGCCAAGCAACGGGCCUGUGCCAGCGCAGAAACAGGCAAGCCUCUUCCCUGAGCGAAGAGAAGAGGAGGCCCUGCCAGAUACCGGAUGCCUCAUCGCCACUGCCGUCAUCACACUAUUUAACGAACCCAGUGCUGAAGAGAGCGGGAAGAGCCCAUUAACAGUUGCACAGAAGAAAGCCCAGAACAUAAUGGAGUCCUUCGAAAAUCCGUUUAAGAUGUUCCUGCCUUCCCUCGAACACCGUGCUCACGUUUCUCAGGCAGCAAAGUUUGAUCCUUCGUCAAAAAUCUAUGAAAUCAGCAACCGUUGGAAGCUGGCAAGCCAGGUACAGGUACACAAAGAACCUAAAGAAACUGCCAAGGAGAAGGCAGCGGAGCAAACAGCCGCCCGGGACCAGGCCAAGGAAGAGUACAGAGCGACCGUGGAGCAGGCCGUGUCUGUCCGACAGCAGGCUGCCCUAGAAAGUGCCGCCAAGAAGAGGGAGCGAACCACAAGUGACCCGAGGACCACAGAACAGAAACAAGAGAAGAAACGACUCAAAACUGCUAAGAAGCCCAAAGACCCAGAUCCGCCAGAAAAAGAUUUCACCCCUUACGACUACAGCAAGUCGGACUUCAAGGCUUUUGCUGGAAACAGCAAAUCCAAACCUUCUUCCCAGUUUGAUCCAAAUAAGCAGACCCAGCCCGGCAAGAAAUGCGCCGCACCCAAAAAACUUAAACAGUCGGGAAACAAAAGCAUGUCCUUUCCAACCGGAAAGUCAGACAGGGGUUUCAGGCACAGUUGGCCAAAGAGAUAGUGUUGGAGGAGACCCUUGGAAUUCCCCAGUGGACCGGAUGCACCAAAUGGUGGUGCUGGUUUUGUACAGACUCAUUUUCAAGCCAUUAAAAAUAAUUCUUACUGGAAGAA
Canis lupus familiaris (dog) is the source of this 2818-nucleotide messenger RNA. RefSeq names its product exosome component 10 (gene EXOSC10). The record is from RefSeq and is a predicted model, not a curated record. Bases 48 to 2708 code for a protein of 886 amino acids. Gene Ontology annotation, cellular component: nucleolus; nuclear exosome (RNase complex). Gene Ontology annotation, molecular function: 3'-5'-RNA exonuclease activity; nucleic acid binding; nucleotide binding. Gene Ontology annotation, biological process: nuclear polyadenylation-dependent antisense transcript catabolic process; histone mRNA catabolic process; nuclear polyadenylation-dependent snoRNA catabolic process. The transcript has 25 exons. NCBI's taxonomy places the organism in Eukaryota, Metazoa, Chordata, Mammalia, Carnivora, Canidae.